AUGUCGCCAGCUCAACAACGUUCAAGCUUUGACGACCUCGAGGAAUUUCGCUUGCGCCGGAAAACGAACUCGAUGGAUGAUUUGGUAGACAAAGCUGGGAGCCAAGAUCGACGUGAUGCCGCAGUGAUGCAGAUUUGGUUCACACGUCGGCAAGGAUGCCAAAGAAGCAACGAUGAGCAAACAACAAGAGGCACGGCUAAACUCUCGCAAGCAAGAGCUGACAAGCAACUUGCGGUGUUAAUGGAAGAGAUUGACCUAAACGAGGACGUCGACAACGUCUCUGCGACUCUGAUGGAAGUAUUUUGUCGUACGGGACGCGUGGCAACGGGACGCGUGUUGGUGUUGAUU
Molecule: messenger RNA, 348 nt
Organism: Mesorhabditis belari
Lineage: Eukaryota; Metazoa; Nematoda; Chromadorea; Rhabditida; Rhabditidae
Source: the annotation of a GenBank genome assembly